This is a messenger RNA of Suillus subalutaceus, 1324 nucleotides long. RefSeq lists its product as uncharacterized. The transcript is spliced from 3 exons. The coding region runs from base 1 to 1188 and encodes 395 amino acids. The record is from RefSeq and is a predicted model, not a curated record. NCBI's taxonomy places the organism in Eukaryota, Fungi, Basidiomycota, Agaricomycetes, Boletales, Suillaceae.
AUGACAUCCUCUACCGAUUCAGAUGCAGGCUCCACAUUGUCCACCGAAACUAUUGUAGGAAUAGCCGUUGGAGUUGUAGGAGGCGCAGCAGUGACAUCACAGGAUAUCCCGGCACUCUCACCCCCGCAAAUACCACUAGACUGGUCUUACUUCCCUCCCGUCCUGCCCAACCCAAUAACGGACCACAGCUAUCACAGUCUCUAUGACACCGACGACCCGUUUGCCCGCAUCCAGAGGGCAAUACUCCCUACAACUGCUCCACAUCACACGGCAGUGUCUGCGCGCAGGGUGUCGCAUGAGGUACCGCUUGAACAACGCGCCUCCGCCUCCACCCAAGCCGCGGAUAUCGGUUCUCGGUCCACUACCCGAGUAUGCCAGCACCUGAAAAAAUCGCGAGAGGGGGUACCUCAACCCCGGACAGCAGGCGGUGAAGCCGACGCUAACAGCCCCGAAUCCAUCAGCCCCGAAUCCAUUUAUUCACAAGAAUCCGCACAACAUCCCUCCCAUCCUCCAGAACCCCAGCUACCAUCCCAGUCAUCAAGGAGGGGCAGACCAUCCCAGAGAUAUUCAAGAACACUGAAAAUAUCAGAGCUGAGCCCUGUUAGGGAAAAUUCGACAUCAAUGAGUGGGCCUCCCUCCCAUGACGUCUCGACGAGCUCAGAAAUAGAGAAAAAGCCAUCCCGCACCUUCUCAGAACUCGAAAGAUCAUCUUCCGUCUCAGUCGCACUCUCUCACAACGCAUCCCCAAGAGCCCCCGAAUGCGCUUCGUUACCCCUCCUUUCCUCCUCCAACACAUUCGGGAAAAGUGGUUCCAGCGCAUCGACAUUAUCCCCCUCGAGCAGCCGAGCGACGAGGUAUCCUUCAUUGACACCUUCUAGUUUGGGACCGUCGUCUAGCUCAAAUCCUCAUGCUGAUUCAGCCACUGAGUGGCACCGUCCGCCGGCUGGCCUUAAUGCGCUUAAAGGUCUCCAAACGUUAGAUCUCCCAAAUCCACAUGCUCCGACUCUAGAAGUCCCUCGAGUGCCCGCGCUCCCUCCCGCUGAUCGACAAUCACCUGCAGCUGACGAGAAGUCCAAGAAAACACCACUCAAAGCUCGCCUGUGUGCACAUUCGCCAUGUUCCGUCCCAGAAGUUGAGCGAAGACCGGUUAUACAAUGUGGUAUUGCGAAUAUCGAUGUAACACUAUGACUAUAACUUGUACUGACGGUGGGUGGGUGGAUGGGUGGAUAGAUGGAUACAUUAUGAAGGACACAAUGGACCUCUAGUAAACUAUUCAUACAUGUGCGCUUACAUGAAUACAUUUGGCGAUUGCAUGGAUACAUUU